Peniophora sp. CBMAI 1063 is the source of this 948-nucleotide messenger RNA. NCBI's taxonomy places the organism in Eukaryota, Fungi, Basidiomycota, Agaricomycetes, Russulales, Peniophoraceae. The record is from the annotation of a GenBank genome assembly.
AUGUCCCUUGAGGAUGAGCAGUACGACCUGGAGGACCUCAAAGCCUAUACGGAUUCUUUUUCCUACCCUAUAGACGAGGCGAAAGUCGAGCAAUGUCGGCAGCGGUGCCAGGACCACGAUCAUCCAUUCAUCGGACCCGUCCUUCAGUAUCAGAACUUCGACCGCAACCUCGGGCGCUACCUUAUCCUCUGUCACGGCGAACAUCCUGGCGAUCCUCUCCACCCUGAUCCUCACUUCCUAUACGUAUCGAAUGCCCUCGAUCCUGACGACCGCCGCAAGAUCGUCGCGUAUCAAGCAGAGCACCAUAUCAAGAUACCCAAGAAGAAUAAGAAAACAGUCAAUGGCCGGCGUCUCACCCAGCCGAAACCCAAACCUCCCCCGCCGCCCAAGAAAUCUGGUAACUUGAAGGCCCCCCGCGCCGUGAAGAAGAAACACAAGCCUACGCCCGCUCCUCAGGUCCACGCAACGCCUGCGCCCUUCCCCAUCCCUGAUGGUAUCCCAGUCUCUUCGGCGUCUCCCAUAGAUCUAACUCGCGACUCACGGAGCCCGAGCGUCGAGGUGGUCACCCCUCCUGUGAAGCACCUAUCGCUCCUAGUGCAUUUCUUCUUCGCUGAUUCCGCUCUUCCCAUCACUCUCAAGCUAUACGCUCAAAAGAACUCGACUCACUUCUCUAUGUCGUCCUUCGUCACUCAGUGGCUAGACGCAGAAGUGAAGCAAAGCGACGUCAUCCGCAUACUUUCCUUCGCCGACUCCGCCACCGCGAUCGAGAGCUGGACGCCCUUCACGCUGUCGACGUUGUCUCUCCCGCGUUCCGUCCCGGUGAUCGUCGCCGCACGUCCUAAGGUCAAAACCUUCCACGCGUCCUUGUCGGACUUGUAUCAACAUGCGUUCCAUGAUGCCGACAAGCUCGCCAACGCGCUCAAGAAGAAGAAUGCCCAGCUCGCUUAG